GAAGAAGCAAUAUUUUAUAGAAAGUUGUGCAGUGGGGUGUUGCCCGACGUCAGGCCAAUUCAAGUUUCUCAUGCUUGUUUGGGACAUGAGGAAUGGGGUCCGAGUAGCUAAAGUACAGACUUUGGGUAAUGGUGAAUGGAGGAGUGUGGACAAUGUACCCUUGAAUAAGCUAGCGGGUGGAUGCUUUCUAAAUGGGUCUGGUCACUGGUAUGGUGGGGCGUCCAUAUGGUCCUUUCAUUAUGGAAAAGAGAAGUUUUUGCGAAUCCCACUACCUGAUGAUAUCAUCAUCAUCAAUGCAACUUAUAGGAAAAGGGUGAAAAACUUGGCUGUUUUAGACUCUUGCCUUUGCGUGAUAUGCUUCUCCUUUUUUAACCCGAGGGGUAGUGUUGCGAUGGACUUAUGGAUUACGAAGGAGUAUGGGGUUAAAGAAUCUUGGGUGAGACAAAUUGUCACGGUGAAUAAUGAAUGGUGUCUGCCUCUAAUGCGCACGGAUAAGGGAAAAAUACUCAUAAUGAGAGAGAAUGAAUUAUAUCUAUGUGAUCCACGAACCGAGGUUAUUGAAAGAGUCAAGUUUGAGAUCAAUGGGCAUUCUAAGUACACGGAGCAAUUUGCGAUAUGUGAUGCAACUUUCUUUAGGCUUUGAAGAUUCAGGUUAUACUUUCUGCUCAUGUCUCAAUGAAAACUUAUGUUUCAAGUUGGUUGUUUUUUUUUAGAGUAAAUUCCAUAAAAGGUCUCCAGUUAUUGGUCGUUUUACAUAUUUAGUCCCUACUUAUCAAAUAUUACUAAUUUAGUCCCCAAUUAUUAUAUUCAUUUUCACGAAUGGUCCUUUGUUAGCAUUUAAGUUAAGAAUGUGGAUAAAAUUGUAAAUUCACACUCUUUUUAGUCCUCAAUUAAGCUUCCUUUCUUCCCUCGCACUCAUUUCCCAAAUCUGUCGCUGAGUUUGAAGCUUUGAACCCAAAACCGAAAUCAUCACUUUUCUCCCAAUUGUUUGUCUAACUAGUGGAAUCCAAAUUCGAAACCAGUAACCUUCAUGAAUGAGUUUUAAUGUUUAUUUUUUUACAAUUUCUUGAGCCUAACUGAUAAAAUUUAUCCAUAAAGCUUAUUGAUUUUGAUUUUAGGUUCUACCAGGAAGACUAAUAAUUGAGAGAAAAAUGAUCAUUUCAGUUUUGGGUUUAGAGCUUCAAUCUCAGCGACGAGUUUGGGAAAGAGUACGAGAGGAGGGAGGAAGCUGAAUUGAGGAGAAAGAAAAGUAUGAAUAUACAAUUUUAUCCAUGUUCUUAACAAAAACGUUAACAAAGG
This is a messenger RNA of Cuscuta campestris, 1299 nucleotides long. NCBI's taxonomy places the organism in Eukaryota, Viridiplantae, Streptophyta, Magnoliopsida, Solanales, Convolvulaceae. The record is from the annotation of a GenBank genome assembly.